CGUUGAUUCGAGCUCUGAUUCAGGCUUCUUAUCUAUCAAAGUCUAACUCUGUGGUUACUAAAUCAUUAUUGUACAAACGAGACAUUAUACCUAAGUUUGAGAAUAUUUCCCUACGCCACUCUACCUUUGUCACCAAUCAUUAACCGUAUCUGCACCUAGUUACUGUUUUUGCCUUUUUUUUUCUCUCUGGUAUCACGGUCUUAGUGGCAUAAAAAGAAGAGCUACAGUGAAAUAUAUAUCAGAGCUUUGCAUUAACCACUUACUACUAUGGUAAUGACUAGAAAAACUCAGUGACUGAUCCUUAACGGCUGUAAUUUACCAGUAGAUAGAGAGAGAGAGAGUUCGAAUACUAAGAAAACAGAGAGAAGAACAAACAAGAGAGCUACCCACUUAGAUAUAACCUGUUAGGGAGUGACUGUUACCAAAUACUUAUUGAAGAACAUCCAUGGUACACUUUUAAAUUGACGUGAAAGCUCAUUACCUAUCAAGAUGGACCGAGAAAUACCACAACACAUAUCAAGAGUUAGAAAUCUAGCACGUGCUCAUCUAGAAUCACAAUACACAAUACGUGAUCAAUCGGACUCGCAGUAUACCUCGUCUGAAAACGAAGAAGAUGAACUCCACCUUAAUACUUACAAAAGUAUUGGCAGAAUGAAACAGUACGAGGAAGCUUUUUUACAGUCAGAAGGUAUGGUGGAUCCCACGGUUCUACAACAAGAUACAGUAUCUGUAAGAAGAAACCUAUUCAUGAAUAGAUCGAGAAGGGAGAACUUUAUGGCACGAGGGGAUGGUAAACAACCUUUCCCCCUGAUUAGACCCAGCACUUUGAGACAGGAAAGAGAUCGUGAUCUCGAGGGUUUAUACUUAACAAGGACACCUUCAGGAUCUUUAUUUAUUUCCGGUGAUUUUCCGAAAAGACCAGACUCUCCUCAACAUAAAAUUUCAGCACCAACUCUGCACAAUGAAUUUAAACACACAGACAGACCACCUGUGCCUGUUGUUCCCGUCCGUAACAACACAGAACGUCCUUUGGCAAGCCACCAUUUUGUUCAUUCUCGAUUACAUUUGAGGAAAACACUGUCAUCUCGUUGCAGCUGGAAAUGUGCAGCUCUAACCUUUAUGUUUAUUUCAGUUGUUCUUCUUAUAGCCUUAUCAUAUUUUGUAGUGAUAAAUGUGAAACACUCUAAUAGACAGUCAUGUUCGGUAAUGGUGAAGGAUAUGCAGUCAGUCUUACCAGAACCAGGGUUAAAACGUCUACCCUCGUUACCAGCUAAAAUACUGCCACCCGAGAGUGACGUAUUUUCAGAAAUAAGACUUGGAACAAGAAACACAAGAAGUAUACAGUCGUUUGGACACUGGAAUAUUCAGUUUCAUCAACGAGAAGCUGAUUUGGUCAAAUUUAGCUUCUCCAUUCCUCUGGGAGCAAGCAUAGGGGUCUACGGAAGAAGAAAUAGUAUCCCUUUCCACACAAGAUAUGACUUUGUCGAAAUUCUCAGCCCCAUAAGCAGUAGUGAUGAUACGGCACUUAAAGAAUUUCACAACACGGAUUUUGUCCAUUUUCUCGACCAAGGAUUGUGGUACAUUUCUGUUUAUAAUGAUGGAGAGAGCCCAGAAGUUUUGUCCUUUGUACUUAUUAUAGCAGAUGAAGCAAGCCUACACUGUCCAUAUGACUGCCACGGCCAUGGAACCUGCAACGUCGGUAUUUGUUCUUGUGAACCUGAUUAUGCAGGAGACUCUUGUGCUUAUAGAGUCUGUCCCGUACUCUGCAGUGGGAGGGGACACUAUACUUCUGGGGAAUGUAUAUGUAAUCCUGGAUGGAAAGGAAAAGAAUGUCAGUUUAGAGAAGAUGAAUGCGAAGUUGUAGAUUGCAACGGUCACGGAGACUGCGCAGAUGGAAAGUGUCAGUGUUACCCAGGUUACAAAGGCGAUUACUGCGAAGAAAUUGGUUGUUUAGAUCCAGAUUGUUCGAGACACGGUAUUUGUGUCAGUGGAAUGUGUCUCUGUCGGAAAGGAUGGAAAGGAGCAGAUUGCAGUGAGCCGGAUAGUGAUACAUUGCGUUGUCUGCCCAAUUGUUCCGGGCAUGGACAAUUUGAUUUUGAGCUUCAGCGUUGUGUCUGCAACGACCAUUGGAAUGGCCCCGACUGCUCCCAAGAGAAAUGUGAUCUCGAAUGUGGACCUAACGGGAAGUGUCAAGAUAAACAGUGUGUGUGUUUAGAUGGUUGGAGUGGGACUUCGUGCGCUGAAAAACUGUGUGACUUUCGAUGUGAUGAACACGGAAAAUGUAAAAACGGAACUUGCAUCUGCAUUCAAGGUUGGAAUGGUCGUCAUUGCACAUUAGAGGGUUGUCCAAAUAGCUGUAAUAACCAUGGAGAAUGCGUGAUAAUUGAGAGAGAAUGGCAAUGCCGUUGUACGUACAACUGGGAUGGACUGGACUGCAACAUUUUGUUGGAGAGAGAUUGUGAUGAUCAGAAAGACAACGACAAUGACGGCUUAGUGGAUUGUGCCGACAGUGAAUGCUGCAGUAACGACGCUUGUGAAAACGAUCCACAUUGCUUCUCAGCCAUUGAUCCAUUAGACAUUCUUCUCAGAAAGCAACCUCCAGCAGUGACGUCUUCUUUCUUCCAAAAAAUGCAGUUUUUGAUUGAAGAAGAUUCCGUUCAAAUCUACACCCGUGAAAAUACUUUCAGUGACAGACACAAAAUCACGUUUGGGAAUCACUUUAAUACACGGCGUGCUUCUGUUAUCCGAGGGCAAGUUAUAGCACCAUCUGGCAGGGGCUUAAGGGGAAUCCGAGUUGAAAUUUCUACGGAUCCACUCAUUGGUUAUACUGUUACCAGAGAAACAGGCUGGUUUGAUCUCAUGGUAAAUGGUGGUGGAGCUGUAAUGUUACAGUUUGAACGUGAACCAUUCAAGUCUUAUGAACUUAAUGUUGUUGUUCCAUGGAACGAAAUUGUUGUUAUAAAUAAAGUCAUCAUGAACACUAGCCAAGCAAAUGAUGCAGAGUACAAGUCAACUGUGUGCAUGGAACAUGAUUAUGAAACCAUGAAGCCAGUUGUUCUGGCGACGUGGAAACAUGGUUUUCAGGGUGGAUGUCCUGAGAAAAGCUCCAUAUUGGCAGAAUCCCAGGUUGUCCAGGAAAGCCUUCCAAUUCCCGGUACAGACCUACACCUUGUCUAUCACAGCAGUAGAAUGGGGGGCUAUUUAUCUACUAUUCAACUUCAGCUAACACCUGAUGUGAUUCCCUUAACUCUUCGUCUCGUUCAUCUUCGAAUAUCUAUCGAAGGAAUAUACUUUGAAAAAUUAUUCGAGGCUGACCCUACAAUUAAAUUUACAUAUGCUUGGAACAGAAGAAAUGUCUAUCGACAGAAGGUAUAUGGCAUAGCAACAGCUACAGUCCACAUUGGUUAUGAAUAUAGUAGUUGCCCUCAGAUAAUUUGGGAAGUACAAAACACUCAAGUCAGUGGACAUGAUAUGAGUAUUUCCGAAAUCGGAGGCUGGAACCUAGAUAUACAUCAUCGGUAUAACUUUCAUGAAGGUAUUCUACAAAAAGGAGAUGGUACAAACAUAUAUUUAAAAAACAAACCAAAAGUUCUGUUGAACGUCAUGGGAGACGGGCAACAAAGGCUUUUACACUGUCCUGACUGUGAUGGCAUUGUAACGAAACAACGACUUUUGGCACCUGUAGCCAUAACAGGUGCUCCGGACGGCAGUUUGUUUGUCGGAGACUUUAAUUUAAUCCGAAAAAUUACUCCUAGUGGGUUAGUUACAACGGUAGUGGAGCUCAGUGAUACUCAAGUCGCCUACAAGUACCAUUUGGCUGUAGGGCCACUCGAUGGAAAACUGUAUAUUUCAGAUCCGGAAAGACGUCAAGUUCUUCGAACUAUAAGCUUCAAAGAUAUUGAGAAUGUUCGUAGAAAUAUAGAAGUUGUAGUUGGCAGUGGCUUAAAGUGUUUACCGGGAGAUAAACUCCUUUGUGGUGAUGGCAAACCCGCUAGGAACGCAAAACUAUCUUAUCCUAAAGGAAUUGCAAUAUCUCCCCAGAAUGAGAUGUACAUUGCUGAUGGUACAAAUAUUCGGAUUGUAGAUAAAGCUGGAAUCAUUCAUACUCUGUUAGGCGAUCAUGACCACAAGCGUAACUGGGAACCGAUACCUUGCAGUGGAACAGUAAAACUAAACCAGGUGAAUCUUCGUUGGCCUACAGAAUUGUGCCUGAAUCCUUUGGACAAUUCUUUGCAUGUAUUGGAUGAUCACAUGGUUCUCCGGAUUACCCAGGACAAGCGUUUGAAAGUUGUAGCUGGUCGUUCUUCCCAUUGUCUAGAUCCUACUGCUUUCCCGGAAAGGAGUGACAUUGCUACACAGAGUUACUUAGAAUCUCCUCAAGGGAUCGCAUUUGAUCCCAAUGGAGACUUGUAUAUUGCCGAAAGCGAUUCACAGUUGGUAAACAGAGUUCGCGUUGUUGGCAGCGAUGGAAGAAUAUCGCAUUUUGCUGGAGCAGAAUUGAACUGCAGCUGCUUAGAGGAAAGCUGUAAAUGUUUUGAUGAAAACAAUUUUCUUGCGACAACAUCCAAAUUUAAUACCAUUUCCUCCAUAACGGUAACACCUGACGGAAUUCUUUACAUAUCUGAUCAAGGAAAUUUAAGAAUUCGAUCUAUUUCAGCAUCUCUUCUUCAGCCGAACGAUUUUCAGGAAUACGAAAUUAAUUUUCCUCAGGCACAAGAGCUUUACGUUUUUAACAGACAUGGGCAACAUAUUGCAACUAAGAAUAUUCUAACUGACAAGACAGUAUAUACCUUUUCUUACAAUGUGAAUACUAGUUUUGGAAAGCUAAGCACUGUUACUGAUGCAGCUGGUAACAAAAUUUACAUUCUAAGAGAUUACAGCAAUCAGGUGAAUACCAUUGAAAACACUCAGGGUGGCAAAUGUAGACUGGAAAUGUCCCGUAUGAGAAUGCUUGAGAGCUUCACUACACCAGACAAUUUCAAGACAGUGUUUGAAUAUUACGGAAGUACAGGACUAUUGACCAGCAAAAUCGAUAGUUCAGGUAGAGCCUAUAUUUAUAUUUAUGAUGACUAUGGCCGGCUAACAGAAGCUGUAUCUCCUAUUGGCGAAAACAUAAAGUUAUCCUAUAAUCUCAGCACCAAAGGCGCUUCAGUUACUAUUAUCCGUGGCAAUAUGGAGCCAGUGUCACUUAUUAUAAAAGGAUCUGACGUAAUAACAAAAUCAGGAGAUAACGAGGACCGAAUCACUGAACAUAUAGAUGGCAGCUUUACGACAAGGUCGAAAGACUCUAGCACUACACAUAUAGAAAUGGUCCCACAUCCCGUUUUUGUAAAAAAAAGUCCUUUGUGGGCAGAAAUAUUUCCUACCCCUGUUAGAUUAAAAGUGUCUUUAUAUGGCGAUUUAUUUCAGAAGUUUGAGUGGCAUUAUUACCUCAGAAGAGAAGACAAAGGACGAGAUCGAAAAAUAAGGCAGAUCGGUAGACAACUUAAGGUGAACGACGACACACUGCUGGCUGUGGAGUUGGAUCGGGAACAGUACUGUGAAACUGUGUAUGACAAGAAGCAAAUCCCACUGGUCUCUGUCCAUUACAAUGCUCUAGGUCACCCACUUCAAUGGAUCCCUACACCCAAUAUCACUGCUGUUCAAUUGGAGUAUGACCGGUUUGGGCGACUGUCAAAGUGGACAAGGGGCUAUCUCUCAGAACGUUACUCCUUCGAUAUCCAUGGUCGCCUGGCAGAGGUCAGAUACUCUGACAGUAGCGCUAUAAUGUACAAGUACGACGACGGUCACAUGAGCUUGCCGACAGAAAUUAUCCUCCAGAGUGGAAGCCGUUAUAUUUUGAAGUAUGAUGCAUCAGGAGGUUUACAAGCUGUGAUUACACCUAAUGGAAACAAACAUGAAAUAUCGAAACAGAUUUCAUUGGGAUUUUAUAAAUUUCUGUACGUUGCUCCUGGUGCAAAAAAUCCAUAUAUAUUAGAUUUUAACCAUCGAGGUGAUAUUGUUGCGAAACUUUAUCCAAACGCCAAAGGUAGGGUGUUUUAUGUAUACGACAAACAAGGAAAACUAGAAACCGUCUUCUGCGGUGGAGAAAGGACAGAUUACCGUUAUAUCAAAGAAAGUGGACAAGUGAAAAGUAUUCUGAAAAGCAUCAUUGAUCUUGAUUAUAGGGUAGAUUACACCUAUCAUGGAGCUGUCGUGAAAGACGAGAAGCAUCGUUACAGUAGUAGAAGUGGAUUUAAUGGGGCUAAGAUCAAAUACCGCUAUGAUGGUCGUCUUUCUUCAGUUCAAGUCGAAGUAAAUGGAAAAACCAAAACUGAAACCAUUUAUCGUUACAACAGUGAAACCGGAGUGUUGGAACAGGUGAAAAACUUCCGUGUUUAUCGGUCUAAUAUAAACAACGUUUUCAUUCAAGAUGACACUAAGCACAAUUCAAAAGUCAUUCAAAUGGAUUCGUAUGGUCGCAUCGUUGUCUUAGCAAUGACUUUAUGGAAUAAAGAAGUUUUCUCGCUUAAUCUUCAGUAUGAUAAUCGAAGCCGAAUCAUACAGACCCUGCUCAAAAUUGGCAGAGAUGCGUCGGUUAUAGUCACGAACUAUACUUUCACUAUAGAUGGAUUUCUGGAGUCAGUAACCGGAUCUCAAACAUGGCGCUUUAUUUACGAUAUUAAUGGAAACAUAAAAAGUAUAUGGGACGGACUCAGGCAGAUCCCUCUUCGAUAUAACGAAAGAGACAGACUUAUAGGAUAUGGAGAAGUAGAACUGUAUUCUGUUGAUAGUCGUGGAUUUGUAAUUUGUCGGGGAGAGGAAAAAUUCCAAUUUAAUGCCAAAGGUCAACUAACAUUGGCUUUUGAACUACAUCAGUAUGAAGUAAAUUAUUUUUAUGAUGCUACUGACCGAUUAAUAGGCCGAAAAGAUCAUCGAGGAAAUAUCACCCAGUUCCUAUAUUCAGACCCCAUACACCCACAUCUGAUAACACACAUGCAUUAUCCCCUUAAUAACUUAACGUUCUUCCUAAUUUACGACCCCAACAACCAUCUGAUAUAUAUGAACCAGGACAAAAUGAAAUAUUACGUUGCGACAGAUCAUAUUGGAACACCUAUCACAGUAUUCACAUCUGAAGGAAAUGUUCUUAAAGAAGUACAUCGAACACCUUUUGGUGAAGUUAUUGCUGACUCGAAUCCAGGAUUCAUCCUUGCAGUUGAUUUUCAGGGAGGGUUCAGAGAUCCUCUGACUCAACUAAUUCACUUUGGUAGUCGAGUAUACGACCCACUUGGAGCACAGUGGUUAACUCCGAACUGGGAAGAUAUCCCGAACUUACUGAGGAGGCCAUACAACAUUCAUCUUUAUCGUUUCCACGAAAAUGACCCAAUCAAUCAAGAACAUGAACAGAAAAAAACUUUGAAUGAGCUACCUGAUUGGCUGACUGCUCUGGGUUACGACAUCAAUAAAGUACUCUUUCCAACACAAUCAUCCUGUGCAAAAAGAUCAACAUCAGUGAUAACACAGCAAACUCUACCAGUGAUAUCAGGGUUGAGCUGUAAGGUUCAGAUCAUCAGUAAUGAAUUUUAUAGGUUCAGUACUGUUCCACAGACUGGAGUAAAAGUUAAUAGUAAUUUUAUGCGUCAAAUCAGUUCAAGAAUUGCUAACCUUCCUUCAGUCCUAGGAGAUGGUAUUCUUUUGUCCAAUCAAAAUGGUCGUGCUAUCGUGCGGAUUGUGAGUGGAACUCCGGCGGUUUUAAGAGAUGUUGUUAGUUCUGUGUUUAAUGAUACAUUCAUGUUAGAUUUCCACUUCUCUCACGAAGGUUACGAUUCUUUUUAUUUUGUGCAACCAGAUUUGAGAAGAGCGCAAAAAGAUUGGGACCAGCUUCAACGUCUGGAUUCAAUGUUUAAUGUUACCAUACAUGCUGUAAAGGAAGAUGAAAAAUUCCCUGGUAGCUCGAAGAUGGAUAUCAAACUUCAAGGUACUUAUGUUAUACUAAAUAUUCGCUAUGGCUCAAUUCUUGAAAAAGAGAAGGAACGUUUACUUUUAGAUGCUAAACGCAGAGCUGUCGAAGAGGCAUGGCAACAUGAAGUAGCUCUAGCUCAAAGCGGUCGUCGUGGCUCAAAAGAUUGGAAUAAGACCGAGAAAGAAAGUUUGUUAUCAACAGGAGCGGUUCCAUGGUAUCAUGGUGUUGAUUUCCAUGAUAUAGAUAGAUACCCACUGCUAGCCGACGAUCCAACAAAUGUACUUUUUCAAAAAAAAAGCUCUAGAAAACGAAGAGUUCGACUUCGCAAAAGACCAGGGUAAAGAAUUAAUAUUAAUAACACCAAUGGUUGUUAUUUUAUACUUGCUACUUUAAUGCUAUGAAUAUACUUGUAGUUUUAUGUGAAUCUUUAUGAGAUGCACCUGCCUAUGUAUGUAUGUAUGAGUCUAUGUAUGUAUAUACGUGUUAUGUGUAUUCUUGGGACUUGGGAAAACUAAUACAGUACCAAGCUAAUGUGUACGUAGAAAUGUACUUUAUCUUUCAAAAUUAUAUAAAUGGGUUUGUGAUGCUGCAAAUGUUGAGUGACAGUAGAAUCCAGUAGAGCUUAGUCAAGUUUGAUCAUUUUAAUCACAUUUUAGAAAAAAAAGAACAUCAGUUACGUCAUUGGAAUGAAACAUUUAAUUCAAAUGGUUCAAAUCAAUUCUGGAACUUUUAUUAUUUUAAACCCUGUUUAUCUGUAUUCAGAUUGGACUCUGUAGAAUACAAAUUGAUGGAUGAGCUUUCUUUAACAAUAACUAUCGCCUAUUGUUUACAUCAUAGUUAUUGUACAGAUAUUCUCAAAUACUAAAUCCCUGUGAAAUACAUUAAUGAUUAUGAAAAAAUCUAGUUUCAAUGACAUUUCAUACUGUCUCAGCAAGAUUAAUAACCAAAUUAUCUACAAAUGCUAACAAAACAGAAAAUGUCUUUUCCAUUGCAUUUAUCGAAACAAGUUGUGAUUGCAAAUACUCCGUGGAAACUUGUAACGACUGCAAAAACAAAAACAAAAAACUGAGAUGCUGAGAAGCAAACAAAUUCAUUUUCUUUAUCUCUAGUCACGUGUUAUUUUAGAAUCUUGAAAGGUACUGUAAUGCAAGAUCGUGAACACGUAUAAUAACAAAUAUACUUGCCAUAUUUAACUACGUCAUUUGAAAGUGAAUUAUAGUUUAUGUUUGUAAUGUUGUAGAAGUAUAUAUCUAGUCUAUAAGUGUGUUUAGAUUUUACUGUGAAUUACUUAAUGCUAAUCAAGAUUCACAGGAACUUGUUGUUUUAAUGUAAUUCUUGUUGUUUAGACCAUUUAUUUCUCCCUUCAUUGCCAGACUGUUUUUUUUUAAUAUUUCUCAUUAUAAAAUUUAGUUUCUGUACUUGUUUUCAAGCUAUAUGAUACACACGUAGAUAUGCAACCCUGUGAUUAACGGUAUUUUAUUCAUGACUUAAAACUACGUUUUAUAUUAAAACUCACUAAGUUUUUUUUAAUUUUAAAGUAGCAUGUUAAGUUAUACUUAGUAUGAAAUUUCAAUCAAAAACUGUGUAAAUACCAACGUUUUUCAAAUGAACAUUUAUUCUAUAAGAGCUUCUAUUCCGUAAGUGCGGCUAAUAUUUCCAAGUGCCUUACUUUCAAUCACUCCUUGCACACUUCAGCAUCCUUUAGAGCUUUAUUCCAUUACACAGUCUCUAAACGUUUUAAUUGAACACAAAUCAAGUCACUAGUGCCAAAAUGAAUGAAGAAUUUAUAACACCUUCACCACCGGCUUAUAAGGCUGUAUAUAUAUAUAUAUAUAAAGAGGUAUUUAUUGUGUCAUUUCUUUGUUUGUUUUCGUUACGAGUGCUGAUAAUGUCCUUGUUUAUAAAGGUAAUAAUGUGAUUGAACAAACCCUGAUUAUGUUUUAAAAAAUACUUUGAUGUGUACAUAAAAGUUGUAAGUUAAACAUAAUACACGUUGAAUAAAGUCUAUAUUAAGCUUGA
This is a messenger RNA of Limulus polyphemus (Atlantic horseshoe crab), 9961 nucleotides long. RefSeq names its product teneurin-m-like. The record is from RefSeq and is a predicted model, not a curated record. The transcript has 27 exons. Bases 490 to 8283 code for a protein of 2597 amino acids. NCBI's taxonomy places the organism in Eukaryota, Metazoa, Arthropoda, Merostomata, Xiphosura, Limulidae. Gene Ontology annotation, biological process: motor neuron axon guidance.